Messenger RNA from Vicia villosa (hairy vetch), 1020 nucleotides. RefSeq names its product F-box protein CPR1-like. NCBI's taxonomy places the organism in Eukaryota, Viridiplantae, Streptophyta, Magnoliopsida, Fabales, Fabaceae. Bases 1 to 1020 code for a protein of 339 amino acids. The transcript has 3 exons. The record is from RefSeq and is a predicted model, not a curated record. Gene Ontology annotation, molecular function: protein binding.
AUGGCUAAGAAGAGUGUGCAUCUUCCGUUGGAACUGAUAACGGAAAUCUUGUUGAGGUUCUCUCAUCCCGAUUUUGGUACUUCACAUUUUCAACUUGCAGCCUCACCGCCUACCAAUAGACUUGUGUUCCUAGACAAUUUUUUUGAUGUUCCUGAAAUCUUAUCUAUAGAUUUUGAUGCAUCACUUAACCAUGAUUCAUCAUAUUCUUCCCUAAGCCUUGAUUUCUACCUAUGGAAUCCAUCCACUGGUGUGAAGAAACACAUACCUGCUUCUCCUAUAACUAUUGCCUCCAAUGAUCAUCUUUUCAUCAUGCAUUUUUAUGGCUUCGGAUACGACCCGUCAACAGAUGAUUACUUAGUAGUUUUUGGGUCCUACGAGUACACCUAUGAUCCGACACAUAGGUCUGUUGACUUAGCGAUUUUCUCAUUGAGAGCUAACAAGUGGAAGCAAAUCGAGUCUGGUUCUCAUUUUCCUUAUAGGAUUAUUCCUAAAGGUGUAGAUGGUCCUAAAGCCGGGUUGCUCUUGAAUGGGGUUAUUCAUUGGUUGGGUUAUAAUUAUGAGACUACAAGGUAUGCUAUUAUUGCCUUUGAUUUAAAGGAUAUGACAAUGUCAGAGAUAGCUCUGCCGGAUGAAUUUAUUUUUCGUGUUAGUAACCCUUCUUUUAUAGAAUUUGAUUUGUGGGUACUUGGAGGACUUAUUAGUACAUGGAAUAUGGAUAUGAAUACAAUUGAGAUAUGGGUCAUGCAAGAAUAUAAAGUGCAUUCAUCUUGGACUAGGACUUUUCAUUUUUCUUCUCAUCCCACUCAAGAUUUUUCGCCAUUAUGUUUUACAAACUGUGGCGAUAUAGUUGGAACAGUUCGUGGUGGUUGUGGUGGAUUAGUCAAGUUUAAUGACAAAGGAAAGCUACUAGAGUGUCACUAUUAUGGUAACUUUUACUUUCAAAGAUCCCAAAUGACGGUAUAUACAGAGUCUCUACUUUCACUCCCUAGUGGUAUUGGGCAAGCUUUAGAUGACUCUUGA